UUCCUGACCCAGGGAUGGAACCUGGGUCUCUUGCAUUUCAGGCAGACGCUUUACUGCGUUGAGCCACCAAGGACUGAAAAGUACAAGCAGGCCGCUGCUGAAAAAGGCUGUGAUGAGGGAGACUUUCAGGGUGAAUGGACUGCUCCAGCCCUGGGCUGACGGCUACUCAGCCUGAGGUCCCAGACUGGUCUCAAGGCACACAGGUGCCCCCUGUAGACACAGUCCAGCGGUUCCCUGCUGAGGGCUGGAGCUCUCAUCCAGCCACUGGACAUCUAGUUAAAUCCGAUAUUCAGAGAAAUACUGAAUAAUUUUUAGUAUAAAUAUACCCUAGGCCUUAUUUGGGACACACAGAUAACUAAAAAAAAUUGUAUUUGUUCAUCUGCAAUUCAGACUUCACCUGGUUGACCCAGCCUGCCAGCAGCAGGAGAAGAGGCAGGAAUGUGGGCAGAGGCCUGUGUGAUCUGAGUCCUCUCUUUCCUCACUCUGAGCCUCAGAUCCCUCCAUCUGGCUCCCCUACAGACCCCAUGGGCAUAGGGGCCAGUGUGGAGAGACGAGGAACUCAGCCGCUCACUGGACGGCUGGGAAGGGUGGCCGAGGCUGGCUGAGCCUUCAGAAAGGUGAGAGACCCAGGCCCCAGGACCCUCUCUGUAGACACCCCUGGCCCAGACCUGGGGGUACAGGGCACUAGGAAAGGGUCUUCUUUUCCUUGUUUUAUUUAGAUGAUUUCAUUAUGAAGCCCAGAAAAGUCUACAAAAAAAUAAAAUAACACCCACCACUCAGCUCACAAAUGAAAACUGACCCAGGCAGCAGAACCUUCCCCCUGUCACUCGCCCCAGGCUUUCUUGGCGUUGGCUUUGUCCACCGUGUCCAUCUGCAGCCCAGAUGCUGUCCUUAUCUGGACUGCUGGGGGGCCACAGAGCUGGCAAAGGCAGGUCCCAGUGUUGAAAGCUGCCUCUCAAGCCAGCCAGGCCUGGGAUCGUGGUGAGGGCUCCCUGGGGCUGGCCUCCUAACACGUGCCCUGUUCUGCAACCCCCACCCACCCCCUGCAGGUGUCUGAGAUGCCGCUGCCGCAGAAGAAGCGCUGGGAGUCCAUGGCCAAGGGGCUGGUGCUGGGCGCACUCUUCACCAGCUUCCUGCUGCUGCUGUACUCCUAUGCCGUCCCCCCGCUGUACACUGGCCUGGCUUCCACGACCCCCGAGGGCGCGGCCCCCUGCUCCCCGGCCCCGAGUGAGCCAGAGGCGCCCACCCCGGCCAACGGCUCGGCGGGCGGCUGCCAGCCGCGGCGGGACAUCGUGUUCAUGAAGACGCACAAGACGGCCAGCAGCACGCUGCUCAACAUCCUGUUCCGCUUCGGCCAGAAGCACGGGCUCAAGUUCGCCUUCCCCAACGGCCGCAACGACUUCGACUACCCCGCCUUCUUCGCGCGCAGCCUGGUGCAGGACUACCGGCCCGGGGCCUGCUUCAACAUCAUCUGCAACCACAUGCGCUUCCACUACGACGAGGUGCGGGGCCUGGUGGCGCCCAACGCCACCUUCAUCACCGUGCUCCGCGACCCCGCCCGCCUCUUCGAGUCCUCGUUCCACUACUUCGGCUCCGUGGUGCCCUUCACGUGGAAGCUCUCGGGCCGCGACAAGCUGGCCGAGUUCCUGCAGGACCCCGACCGCUACUACGACCCCCGCGGCUACAACGCCCACUACCUCCGCAACCUGCUCUUCUUCGACCUGGGCUACGACAGCGACCUGGACCCCGGCAGCCCGCAGGUGCAGGAGCACAUCCUGGAGGUGGAGCGCCGCUUCCACCUGGUGCUGCUGCAGGAGUACUUCGACGAGUCGCUGGUGCUGCUCAAGGACCUGCUGUGCUGGGGGCUGGAGGACGUGCUCUACUUCAAGCUCAACGCCCGCCGCGCCUCGGCCGUGCCGCGCCUCUCGGGCGAGCUGUACCGGCGCGCCACGGCCUGGAACGUGCUGGACGCGCGCCUCUACCACCACUUCAACGCCAGCUUCUGGCGCAAGGUGGAGGCCUUCGGGCGCGAGCGCAUGGCCCGCGAGGUGGCCGCCCUGCGGCGCGCCAACGAGCGCAUGCGCCGCAUCUGCAUCGACGGCGGCCACGCGGUGGACGCCGCGGCCAUCCAGGACUCGGCCAUGCAGCCCUGGCAGCCGCUGGGCGCCAAGUCCAUCCUGGGCUACAACCUCAAGAAGAGCAUCGGGCAGCGGCACGCGCAGCUCUGCCGGCGCAUGCUCACGCCCGAGAUCCAGUACCUGAUGGACCUGGGCGUCAACCUGUGGAUCACCAAGCUCUGGAAGUUCAUCCGGGACUUCCUGCGGUGGUGACGCCGGGGCCCCCGCCGAGGAGGGCCCGGCGGGGGUCCCGCCGGCCAUCCCCCUGCGGCCCCUCCUGGUGCCACCCCAGUCCCUGGGGUGAGGUGGGGCUGUUCGCAGGGGUGUGACCAGCCAAGGACUGGGCCCACCGCGCACAGGGCCCAACUGAGAUCAGUAUUUGACUAAUUAGAGUUUUUCUUUUUUUUUAAAUUAAGUCCCCCUACCCUCCCCCCAAAACGAAUGUUCUAUUUUCUGGCUCCCCUUAAAGGGGAGACCUCAGAAGUAAAAGAAUUUGAUGCGUUUUUGUUAA
Messenger RNA from Odocoileus virginianus texanus, 2628 nucleotides. The record is from RefSeq and is a predicted model, not a curated record. NCBI's taxonomy places the organism in Eukaryota, Metazoa, Chordata, Mammalia, Artiodactyla, Cervidae.